UUCUUUAACUCAAACAAAAAAAAAAAAAAGAGUCACGAUAGCGGCGCGUCAUUUUUACCUCGUCUGCCCGUUGACAUUAGCGCAGCGUCUCAUACAGGUCCAAAAUGGCAAUUUCGACCAGCUUCCUGUUUCUGGCGUUCACUUGUUUUAUGCGUUCAGUGUCCGGCUUGACCAACAGUGAGAAAAACGCUUUCUCAACAGCUGUGACCUUCACCACCGGAGCAUCAGAUUACACGAUCAAUAGCACCGGAUUACCGGAUCAUCAAACCAGCUCCGUGAAUCCGAACAGUGCAACGAACCAGAAUUACAACUACAAGAUACCGCGAACACCAUCCGGCUCGAACAAAUACUGCUUACCAAUGGGACCAAUCGGAAUAGGCACAGCGGACCAACUCAUCGCUGUCGCCUUUGACGGUUUCCCAAUCUACGGCACCUAUGCCUCCGAUCUUAAUCGCAACAUCACGAACGCCGACUUGGACGAAUGCCAUGGAAGGACCGUUAAUGGCCAGUAUCGCUACCAUGUCACAGCUGAGUGGCCAUACUACCUCGGCUGUUUCAGAGGAAGCAUUCUCAGCCAACCAUCGGGGACAAUGUUGAACGUGCCUACCUCGGUCGUUUGUACUAACACAGCAGCCUCGCACAUGUGCUCGUGUCCUGACGGGAAAACCUAUACGUCCAGUCCGGGUAAUAACUGCACCAAUUCCGGCGGACAACAGGGUAGCAGCCGCCCUCCCCCGUCCACCACUGUAGGAACGGGCAGCAAUGGGAACGGGAACGCUGAGUUUGUGGCAUCACUUUAUGUCGUCUUUGGGAGCUUCCUGCUUUUUGUUUUUUGA
Messenger RNA from Lingula anatina, 836 nucleotides. RefSeq lists its product as uncharacterized. The record is from RefSeq and is a predicted model, not a curated record. NCBI's taxonomy places the organism in Eukaryota, Metazoa, Brachiopoda, Lingulata, Lingulida, Lingulidae.